AUGCUGGACUGGGAGUCUGCGGCACUGCUUUAUUUGAUUUCCGAGCACGGGGGAUACGCAUACGUGAGCAUGGCGGUGCUGGCGUCCGGUGGCGACAUUUGUGCGAUGACGGCAGCGCGUGAGAUGGCGUGGGAGCAGCUUCACUCCGGACUGUGGCACUCCGUUCUGCUCGUGUGGCGCGACGCGUACUCCAUGGCGUGCCUUCACGUGGCGCAGUACCAUUCCGGUAACGACGAGUUCAGAGAGGCGCUUAAGGUUUUGGAUUUGGGAAUCAUCAUGGGAGGGAUGCUCCUCCGCAAGGAUUUGGACUCUGCCGUCGCGAAAGUGUCGGAACAAACACGAAGGAGCGUUAGGGUUUUUGAUUUAGGGGACUCUGGCGCACAGUUCGUGGAAUGA
Molecule: messenger RNA, 396 nt
Organism: Sphenostylis stenocarpa
Lineage: Eukaryota; Viridiplantae; Streptophyta; Magnoliopsida; Fabales; Fabaceae
Source: the annotation of a GenBank genome assembly